Erinaceus europaeus (western European hedgehog) is the source of this 4913-nucleotide messenger RNA. It is a transcript of the gene MSH3, whose product is annotated as mutS homolog 3. Lineage: Eukaryota; Metazoa; Chordata; Mammalia; Eulipotyphla; Erinaceidae. The transcript is spliced from 26 exons. The record is from RefSeq and is a predicted model, not a curated record. Gene Ontology annotation, biological process: mitotic recombination; mismatch repair; somatic recombination of immunoglobulin gene segments. Gene Ontology annotation, cellular component: nucleus. Bases 109 to 3675 code for a protein of 1188 amino acids. Gene Ontology annotation, molecular function: ATP binding; ATP-dependent DNA damage sensor activity; mismatched DNA binding.
CUAGGCGCUCGGCUGGGUCGCUACGUGCUCGCGCCUGCAGACGAUCAGGUGCGGCGCGGUCCCGCUCGUCCCCAGCUUUGUCCCCGGGCUGUCCUUCCCGGCUCCGCGAUGUCACGUCGGAAACCUGCCUCAGGCGGCACCGCGGCCGCCGGCUCAGCUCCUGCCAGGCAAGCGGUUUUGAGCCGAUUCUUCCAAUCGACGGGAAGCCUGAAAACCACAGCCUACCCCCCGGGUGCAGCCUUGGAGGCGGCCCGGGACUCUGACUCCACAGCGCCCCCAGCGUCCAAUUUCCCGCCUCACGUGAUCACACAAAGUGACAAAAGCAAGAAAAGACCACGGCAGAAUGAUGGGCCUGCUAAAAAGAAAGCAAAGAAAGUGCAAGAAAAGGAGGGAGGGAGGGCCUCCGUGUCAUCGGGAAGCCCGGAGCCGAAGAAAUGUCUGAGGACCAGGAGUGUUCUAAAGUCGCUGGAAAAAUUGAAAGCAUUCUGCUGUGACUCCGCCCUCCCUCAAACUAGAGUUGAGAUAGAACCACCCCAUGAGAAAUUUGCAGUCCUGCCAAGAUGUACUGAUUUUGAGGAUAUCACCCUGCAACGUGCAAAGAACGCAGCUUCUUCUGAUGAUGUCAAGCCCCAGCACAAGACAGUUCUGGAUGUCAGUCAUUUGGGAUCAUCAACCAGGAGUUCUGAGAAAACUUCUGACCCAAAACCACCUAACAGACGAACCAAGAGCAUGUACACGCCACUGGAACUGCAGUACAUAGAGAUGAAGCAGCAGCAGAGAGACGCCAUCCUGUGUGUGGAGUGUGGGUAUAAGUACAGGUUCUUUGGGGAAGAUGCGGAGAUUGCAGCCCGGGAGCUGAAUAUUUAUUGUCACUUGGAUCACAACUUCAUGACGGCCAGCAUACCUACACACAGACUGUUUGUUCAUGUGCGCCGCCUUGUGGCAAAAGGAUAUAAGGUUGGGGUGGUAAAGCAAGUGGAAACAGCUGCAUUAAAGGCCAUAGGGGACAACAAGAGUUCCGUCUUCACCCGGAAACUGACCGCUCUUUAUACCAAAGCUACACUCAUUGGAGAAGAUGUGGAUCCUUUAAUCAAACUGGAUGAUGCUGUCAAUGUCGAUGAAAUAAUGACUGAUACUUCUACCAGCUUUCUUCUGUGUAUCUGUGAAAAUAAGGAGAACGCCAAGGACGCUAAAGGGAGUGUCUUCAUUGGGGUGGUGGGAGUACAACCUGCCACAGGUGAGGUUGUGUUUGAUAGCUUCCAGGACUCUGCUUCCCGUGCACAGCUGGAGACGCGCAUAGUGUGCCUGCAGCCCGUGGAGCUGCUGCUCCCGUCACGCCUGUCAGAUCAAACAGAAACACUCAUCCGAAGAAGCACGGCGGUCAGUGUGGGGGAUGACAGAAUCCGAAUAGAAAGGAUGGAUCCCAUGUAUUUUGAAUAUAGCCACGCAUUCCAGGCUGUUGCGGAGUUUUAUGCAAAAGAUGUCAUUGACAUCAAAGAUUCUCAAGGUUUUUCUAACAUUAUUAACUUGGAGAAGCCUGUGAUUUGCUGUCUGGCUGCCAUAAUAAGAUACCUCAAGGAAUUUAACUUGGAAAAGAUCCUCUCCAAACCCAAGAAUUUCAAACAGUUGUCAAGUGAAACAGAGUUUAUGACAAUAAACGGAUCAGCACUGAGGAGCCUGGAAAUCCUUCAGAAUCAGACUGAUAAGAAAACCAAAGGAAGCUUAUUUUGGGUUUUAGACCACACUAGAACUUCAUUCGGGAGACGGAAGUUAAAGCAUUGGGUGACUCAACCACUUUUGAAAUUAAGGGAAAUCAAUGCUCGUCUUGAUGCCGUAUCAGAAGUUCUCCAUUCAGAAUCCGGUGUGUUUGGCCACAUAGAAAAUCAUUUACGUAAACUGCCCGACAUAGAGAAAGGACUCUGUAGCAUUUAUCACAAAAAGUGUUCUACUCAAGAGUUCUUCAUGAUUGUCAGAUCCCUUUACCAGCUGCAGACAGAAUUUCAAGCACUAAUACCUGCUGUUAACUCCCAUGUUCAGUCGGACCUACUCCAGACAUUGAUUUUGGAAAUCCCACAACUGCUCAGUCCGGUGGAGCAUUACCUGAAGAUACUUAAUGAACAUGCUGCCAAAACUGGGGACAAAACUGAAUUGUUUAAAGACCUUACUGACUUCCCUUUAAUAAAAAAGAGGAAAGAUGAAAUUAAAGAAGUUGUUGACAAGAUCCAAGUACAUUUGCAAGAGAUACGAAAAAUCCUAAAAAAUCCUUCUGCACAAUAUGUAACAGUGUCAGGACAGGAGUUUAUGAUUGAAGUAAAGAAUUCAGCUGUAUCUUGUAUACCAAGUGAUUGGGUUAAGGUUGGAAGCACAAAAGCUGUGAGUCGCUUUCACUCCCCUUUCAUUGUGGAAAACUAUAGACAUCUGAAUCAGCUCCGAGAGCGUCUCGUCCUUGACUGCAGUGCUGAGUGGCUGGGCUUUCUCGAGAAUUUUGGUGAACAUUAUUACUUCUUAUGCAAAGCUGUUUAUCACCUAGCAACUGUUGACUGUAUAUUCUCCUUGGCCAAAGUCGCUAAACAUGGGAAUUACUGCAGGCCAACUGUACAAGAUGAAAGAAAAAUCAUAAUAAAAAGUGGCCGUCACCCUGUGAUUGAUGUCUUGCUCGGUGAACAGGACCAAUAUGUUCCCAAUAGUACAAAUCUAUCCGGGGACUCCGAGAGGGUAAUGAUCAUCACUGGACCGAACAUGGGUGGCAAGAGUUCCUACAUCAGACAGGUGGCUUUGAUUACCAUCAUGGCUCAGAUCGGCUCCUAUGUGCCUGCGGAGGAAGCAACCAUUGGAAUUGUGGAUGGCAUUUUUACCAGGGCUUCACCUCUCCUGGCCGACUUUAAUUUUUCCAGAGGCAGAGACAAAGAAGAAGGGGGGGAGAAAGGCCACAGGAGCAAAACUUCCCCCAGUGCAGUGUGGGACCAGGCUCCAACCUGGGCUGUGUUUAUGACAAAGCAGCACACCAUCCAGCCCAAUUGUUGUUCCCUUUUGUGGAUGGGUGCUGCAGAUAACAUCUAUAAAGGGCAGAGUACGUUUAUGGAAGAACUGACUGACACAGCAGAAAUAAUCAGAAAAGCAACAUCAAAGUCCUUGGUUAUCUUGGAUGAACUGGGAAGAGGGACAAGCACCCACGAUGGAAUUGCCAUAGCUUACGCUACUCUUGAACAUUUUAUUCGAGAUGUGAAAUCCUUAACCCUGUUUGUCACCCAUUAUCCUCCAGUUUGUGAAUUAGAAAAAUGUUACUCACAGCAUGUGGGGAAUUACCACAUGGGGUUCUUGGUAAAUGAGGAUGACAGCACACAGGAUCCAGAUGAUGAAGAGCUCCCUGAUUUUGUCACUUUUCUUUACCAAUUAACCAGAGGAACUGCAGCAAGGAGUUAUGGGCUAAAUGUGGCUAAACUCGCAGAAGUUCCUGGAGAAAUUUUAAGGAAAGCAGCGAACAAGUCAAAAGAACUGGAAGCAUUAGUAACUAUGAAAAGGAACAGGCUAAAGUGUUUUGCAAACUUAUGGAAGAUAAAUGGCGCAAAGGACCUGCAGAAGUGGACAGAAGAGGUUCAGAUGAGAGGAGCAAUGAGCUGCUCUCUCCCUGAUUACAACACAGAUGACGCCUUCGAAGGAGCAGUGGAGAGCUGAAGUUACUGUGAGCCAACUGCACAGUAGCAGUUCGUCUUUCUGUGCCACCAAGUUGCAGAUGCUACCAUGACAUCAUCCUGACUUCCCUGAAUAGACAACCUCACCAACGUGUCCUGAAAACUCACCUCUCCAGAGCCCUGCCCCACUAGAGAAAGGCAGAAACAGGCUGUGGGUAUUGAUCUACCUACCAACGCCCAUGUCCAGAGGAGAAACAACUACAAAAGCCAGACCUUCUAUCUUCUGCACCCCAUAAAGAAUUUUGGUACUCACAGAGAGAUAAAGAAUAGGGAAGCUUCCAAUGGAGGGACCGGGACAUGGAACUCUGGUGGUGGGAACUGUGUGGAAUCAUACCUCUGUUAUCUUACAAUAUUGUCAGUCAUUAUUAAAUACAUUAAAAAACAGCAGGUAUCAUGCGAAAGCAUGGCUUGUUUAACAUUAAACAGCAACAACUAUUAUAUCACCAUAUUGAACAAUUUGAAAAGGAAAAACCACAUGACUGUCAGAAAUAGCAUCUGUUAAAAUUAUACAUCCAAUUAUGAUUUAAAAGUGCUCUCAGUAAACCAGAAAUCACUAGGAAUUUCUUCAACCUGAAGAUUUAAGCACCUGAAAUGCCUAGAGCUAGUAUCAUAUUACCAGUUGAACAGACUGAUUUCUUGGGGCUGGGUGGUGGUUAAGUGCACAUAUUACCAUGCCUAAGGACCUGGGUUCAAGCCCCCUGGUCCCCACCUCAGGGUAGAAGCUUCAUGAGUAGUGAAAUAGUGCUGCAGAUGUCUUUCUCUAUCUUCCACCCCUUCUUAAGUUCUCUCUGUUCUGUCAAGUAAAAUAAAUAUUUUUUUAAAGACUGAUUUCUCCUGAGACUAGUAACAAGCAAGGUUAACUACGUGUACCCCAUUUAUUUAUUUAUUUAUUUAUUUCCAGGGUUAUGUCUGGGGGCUUGGUGGCAGCAAUACAAAUACAAGUCCACUGCUCCUGGUGGCCUUUUUUUUUUUUUUUUUCCAUUUUAUUGGAUAGGACAUAGAGAAAUUGAGAGGCAAGGGGAGAUAGAAAGGGAGAGAGAAAGACAGAUACUCACAGACCUGCUUUGCUGCUUGUGAAGCUUUCCCCCCUGAAGGUGGGGAGCAGGGGCUCAAACUGGGAUCCUUGCAGGGGUCCUUGUGUUUUGUACUAUGUGCGUUUAACCAGGUGUGCCACCGCCUGGCCCCAUAAUUAAUUUUUCUAGAGGUAGCAAAAUUAAUUUU